CAUUUGGGGAAUCCUGAAACAAGUUGUUCCUUCAAAGACUUCUUGCCAAUUUCUAUAAGCACACUCUGAAUGAACAGAGAAAAAGGCUGUUGCACUUAGACGGUUUAUAUCCCUGCCCUCCUGUGUUUGAUCCUUUACUUUACGUCUUUUGCUGUGGACACAGACUGCUGCGCUGGUUGGACACAGUGAAAUCGAGAGACUCCCUUGGUGACUGGUCCUUGAUUAUGGACACAGAAGCACUGUAAAGCCCUAUACACUGGAUGUACACUCGACUUGCUGCACUGCCGAACAUCGCUGCUAGCCCAUUUUUAAUGGAUGUAAAACUACUAACAAAGGAUUUAAACUAGAUUUAACAAAGGAAGGGGGAAAACAACAACAUCAAAAAUCGAUUUGGACUUGAAAACAAGGCAUGAAGACUUAAAAAGACUGCAAAAGGAAGGAGUGUCAAACAAGGGAAAAUCAACCUGUUGCAUAUCAUUCUCUUAAGAUGGAAGUUAUGCGGCGGGACUAAUCGUAGAGUCAGACCAAAGGGACAGUCAUUGCUGGGGAGUGGCAGAAUCAUCGCUGUCAUCUCCCACGGGCCCUGCCCCCAUGGACCUGCGUGUAGGCGAGCGUCUGGUGCGUCCGGGUUCGGACACGGCCUUCCUGUCCCCUCUCCACCCCCCUUUGUUGCUCAGUCCCUUCAAUCCGCAGCACUGUUCCCAGUACAGUCAGUCACAGCUGCAGCAUAUACAGCACCUUAACAUGGAGCAGCGUUUACGAGACCAGGAGCAAGCCAAACAACAGCUACAGCAACUCAAACACAAGGACAAGAGCCAACAGAGUGCUGUGGCCAGUGCUGUGGUGAAGAAGAAGUUAGCUGAGGUGAUUCUAAAUAAACAGAAGGCUGUGCUGGAAAGGACCAACUCCAACCCUCUCAGCAGCCCAUCAGUUGCCUACCGGGAGUUGGUUCCAGAUCCCAGUGCUUCUCUACAGCCACUCCUGUCAUCUGCAAAACCAAAUCUCAGUGAAGGACCCGACGAGCCCCCACUGAGACGAGCAACAUCAGAGCCCAACCUGAAGGUGAAACAUAGAUUAAAGAAGCACCUGAACACUCGUAAGAGCCCUCUGACCCGCAAAGAGAGCGCCCCGGCCACUGUCAAGCACCGCAUAUCUGAUACGCUGGAUUCGUCCCCCAGCAGCAGUAGUACACCAGUAUCUGGCUGUAGCUCUCCAAACGACAGUCUGCCCAAUGAGAAUGGAGUGCUGCCCCCUACUGUCAGUCUGUCUCAUGAGGCUCAGAGGUUGCUGUUGCAGGAUGGGUCUUUGGCUCACUUCACGGUGCAAAAUCCAUCCAGUCUCCCGACCAUCACGCUUGGACUCCCCGCCAAUGCCAAGGCAGAGAAUGACCUGAGUUCACUGAAGCUGGGUCGAGUACCCAUGGUUCCUGGUGGUUCUCAAAUGCUGGUUCCUAUGAGUGUGGAAGAGCAGACGGCAUCACUUAUGCAGCCUGUCCUCAUCCUGGAACCCUCUGGAUUCGUACACGCCCCCCUACUGGCUGUUCCAGGUCUGGGUCCGGUUCCUCUGCAGUUCAGUGCAUCUGGUCCUCAUAAACCUUUGAGCCGCACACGCUCAGAACCGCUGCCUCAGAGUCCACGAACCCUUCACUCUCACCUGCUCCAACAGCACCACAACACACAGCUGCUGGUGAGACUCAAACAACAAACUCACCUGGGCAAGCUCAUGUCAAAGUCCAGUGAGAAGCCACGUCUCCAGCAGAUCCCCUCAGAGGAUAUGGACUCAGAGGAGGUGGGGCCAUCAGUGGGCGACGCCCAUCCGUGCAGGAUGAGGGCGGAGUCAUGCAGAGAGCUGGAGAGUCAAGAAGAUCCGAUCAACCUGCAACACGCCCUCAUUCUCAACCAGUCACGUCUGUGGGAAACGCAGAAGCAACUGCAGCAACUGCGCAGACAAACAGCCCACAUGGAGACGUUGGCGGUACCCAUGAUGCUUGGCGGCGCGCACCGGCCGCUCUCUCGCACACAGUCGUCACCAGCCUCCACCUCACUAACACUCCCAGACAAACCCCUGCCACUCACCACAACAACAGAGCCACCCCAGAGUCAAACCCGCUUCACCACAGGGCUGGUGUAUGACUCUCAAAUGUUGAAGCACCAGUGUACGUGUGGAGACAACAGCAGUCACCCAGAGCAUGCAGGGAGAAUACAGAGCAUCUGGUCACGCUUGCAGGAGCGAGGCCUUCGUGGCCAGUGUGAGAGUAUUCGAGGUAGGAAAGCCACUUUAGAGGAGCUUCAAUCUGUCCACACGGAGCGCCACGUUCUGCUGUAUGGCACCAACCCUCUGAACCGCCUCAAACUGGACAAUCGCAAACUGGCCGGCAUACUGUCACAGCGGAUGUUUGUCAUGCUGCCUUGUGGGGGAGUCGGGGUUGAUAACGACACCAUCUGGAAUGAGAUGCACACCUCCACAGCGUCUCGCAUGGCGGCCGGGAGCGUGACGGAGUUGGCAUUCAGAGUGGCUAAAGGAGAGCUCAAGAAUGGCUUUGCUGUGGUCAGGCCACCAGGACAUCACGCGGACCCGUCAAACCCCAUGGGUUUCUGUUUCUUCAACUCUGUGGCAAUCGCUGCUAAACAGCUCCAGCAGAAGCUCAGUGCCAGUAAAAUCCUCAUUGUUGACUGGGAUGUUCACCAUGGCAACGGCACCCAGGACAUAUUCUACAACGACCCCAGCGUUCUCUAUAUCUCUCUUCAUCGAUAUGACAAUGGCAACUUCUUCCCUGGUAGUGGAGGACCAGCAGAGGUGGGUUCUGGUGCUGGAGAGGGUUUCAAUGUUAAUGUGGCUUGGACCGGUGGACUGGAGCCGCCCAUGGGCGAUGCAGAGUACCUGGCUGCUUUCAGGACGGUGGUGAUGCCCAUUGCUCAAGAGUUCUCACCAGACGUCGUGUUGGUCUCUUCAGGGUUUGAUGCUUCAGAAGGACACCCUGCCCCCUUAGGAGGAUACAAAGUCACUGCUAAAUGUUUCGGGUUUUUGACUCGGCAAUUGAUGACAUUAGCAGGAGGACGUGUGGUUCUAGCAUUAGAGGGAGGUCACGACCUCACGGCCAUAUGUGACGCAUCUGAGGCCUGUGUCAGUGCUCUGCUUGGGCUGGAGGAGCCUCUUCCUGAGUCCACUCUACAUCAGAUGCCCAAUGCCAAUGGAGUCCUUUCACUCCAAAGAGUUAUACAGAUACAGAGUCAGUAUUGGUCAUCACUGAAGCCGUUGAUGAGCACAGUAGGCAUGUCAUUUCUAAGUGCCCAGAGGAAAGACUGUGAGGAGACAGACACAGUGAAUGCGAUGGCGUCCCUCUCUGUGGGAGUGCUGACAAGCAAAAGCCUUGCUGAUGAACCUAUGGAGCAUGAUGAAGACUCCCUUUAAAUCAGGUCUGAAAACUGUCCAGUACCACAUGGCACUCUAUGUCAUAUGAGUGAGCUGUGCCUUAAGACCAGUAGUACCUAUGGGGGGUGUGGCUUCCUCAUCAUAGCCCCUCCCCCGAGACGCCACCUCAUCACUGACCACCAGCGCAACGCGGCUAAGCUUACAACUUGCAGGAAUUCUGCCGGGGCUCUGGGAUCCACAACAUUCACCUACCAUAUGGACAAGUACACUAGAAAGCCUGCUCUGUUGCACUAGUGUGUUUAUAACAUUCACUAAAAGAAUGCGCUGAAAAAUUCCAGUCCUCCGCAAUACUCACCUCUGUUGCCUCAAAAGAGUUGACUUAUUUUAGCUGGAGUUGCAAGAUUUGCGGGAACGGUUGAGGACUGUUGGACAUUUUUUAAAGGCAGCCCACUUUACGGCCCUGACAAGCGAACUAUUGAAGUACUAUGCGAACAUAAGGGGUUUUCAUGCACCUGGCAACAACAAAGUGGCUACACUCUAUGACAUCAUAAAUAUUAACCAUUUUUAACCACUAAAGAAAAU
Molecule: messenger RNA, 3954 nt
Organism: Xyrauchen texanus (razorback sucker)
Lineage: Eukaryota; Metazoa; Chordata; Actinopteri; Cypriniformes; Catostomidae
Product: histone deacetylase 7-like
Exons: 27
Coding region: 592-3411 (939 amino acids)
Biological process (GO): negative regulation of transcription by RNA polymerase II; chromatin organization
Cellular component (GO): histone deacetylase complex
Molecular function (GO): histone deacetylase activity
Source: RefSeq, a predicted model, not a curated record